Messenger RNA from Kwoniella mangroviensis CBS 8507, 660 nucleotides. RefSeq lists its product as uncharacterized. The transcript has 3 exons. The record is from RefSeq and is a predicted model, not a curated record. The coding region runs from base 1 to 660 and encodes 219 amino acids. Lineage: Eukaryota; Fungi; Basidiomycota; Tremellomycetes; Tremellales; Cryptococcaceae.
AUGUCCAAAAACCCUGAUCACAUGGGAGAACAACUGAAUGGUACUGUUUUUCUGAUCAGUACUAAAUGUGCGAGCUGUAAAGAAUAUAUGGACUUUGUCAAUGAUCGAUUCGAUCCUGGGAGUUGUAAUAGUGUCGUAUUGGAUAAAUCGGGAUUGGGUGAGACUGAUAUAAGUUCUUUUAAAUUCGACAAAAUUCGAGGUAAAUCUCUCGUCAACCUGAAAGAAGCUUGUGAUAGAGACAGGAAGAAUCAUUCUGAUCGCUACAUUGAAAGUAAUGACGUUGCUGAGUUACAAAGUGGUGUUCAAGUUGAGGUACCCCACGGCCAGAAUCAGGAUAUCGAAACGAUGAGCCAAUCCAUUUCUGAUUCACAUUUAUACGCUGAUACUGCUGAAUUAUCUGCCAUCAAUCCUUGGCAAAGACGGUUUGGAAGUUCCAACACAGCAGAGUCUUUCGACCCAAGACGUACUCCCUUGAUUUCAGCAUCUCUUCGAUUUGCGCCACAAGUACCUCAACCCAGCACACUAACGCUUCGAGCUCCCGUGGACGUUUCGGGCCAAUAUGAGCUUCCUUACAACCCAUCGAGUGAGAUUCAUGAGGUUCCAGGUGAUUGUGAACGGGUGACGGAUUCCCAAGGAGGUGGUUAUUUCGAUCCCAGUUAG